AUGAUGCUACAAUCAUCUUGGAUAUGGUACAUCACCCUGUGGGUUGCUUGCACUUCAUCAUUUGCUGCAGCACUAUCUGGCAGUCCGUUUAGCCCUCCCGAUCCAUCUUUUGGAAUACCAGGGGAUGAUGCAAGCUAUGACUACGUCGUUGUGGGUGGUGGAACAGCAGGUUUGACGAUAGCAGCACGGCUAGCAGAAAAUGGCUCGUAUAGCGUUGCUGUUGUUGAAGCCGGGGGUUUCUAUGAGGAGUCAGAUGGGAACUUGAGCGUCAUUCCUUCAGAUGACAUCUGGUAUGCAGGGUCUAGUCCAACAGACUUCAAUCCCAGUGUCGAUUGGGGCUUUGUAACGACUCCGCAAGCGGGGAUGAACGAAAGACAGCUCCACUAUGCGAGAGGGAAAUGUUUAGGCGGUAGUUCAGCACGGAACUACUUCACAUAUCACCAUGGCACGUACGAUGCGUACCAUAUGUGGGCGACUACAGUGAAUGACAGCUCGUACGAGUAUUAUUCUUUUCUGCCAUACUUCAAGAAAAGUGCUCAUUUCACACCUCCCGACAAUGAACAACGUCCUCGUAAUGCGUCCGUCGGUUAUAACCCGGCUGCAUUCUCGCCCACCGGUGGUCCACUUCAAGUCUCGAUCCCAAUAUGGGCCAAUUCCUUUUCGUCUUUUGCUAAAAAAGGUUACGAACGGCUUGGUCUACGACAAGUCGUGGAUUUCGUCAGUGGUACGUUGAUAGGUGUGCAAUAUAACAUGAACACUAUCGAUCCUCGUCGUCAAACUCGUAGCUCUUCGGAGACGUCCUACCUGCGAAUGGUUGAAAGCAAUAACGCACUUCGAAUUUACAACCAAACUAUGGCACAGAGGAUUCUUUUUAAUGGCACAACAGCAUCUGCUGUUGCUGUCCGGUCAGGUAACCUCAAUUACACUCUUUUCGCGAAGCGAGAAGUCAUAGUAUCUGCUGGUGCCUUUCAAUCUCCCCAAAUACUUAUGGUUUCUGGCGUGGGCCCAGCAGAGACGCUUCGCCAGUUUGAUAUACCAAUAAUCGCCGAUCUUUCUGGGGUAGGCCAGAAUAUGUGGGAUCACAUCCUCUUUGGCACGAGCUAUCGGGUGUCGACACUUACGCAUUCAGCUACGUCUAACGCGACAUUUUUGGCAGAGGUCUUGGAAGAGUACAUGACAAAGAAUGGGAGCGGCAUGCUCGGCAACCCCGGCGGAGACUUGAUAGCUUUUGAGAAACUACCAUCCUCAGAGCGUGAAUCUCUUACCCCUGAGACACUAGCUUCCCUUGCCGAAUUUCCACCAGAUUGGCCAGAAAUCGAAUACCUAGCCCUUGAUGCAUACAGUGGUAACAACAGCAACUACAUAACCGGAGCGCCGAAGACGCCGUACAUGUACGUGAGCCCCAGCGCAGCUUUAGUGGCUCCAUUGAGCCGCGGAAACGUGACCAUCACGAGUGCAAGCAUGGAUGAUCCUCCACUUAUCAACCCCAAUUGGCUUACCCAUCCUGCGGACCAAGAACUGGCUGUGGCAGCAUUGAAACGAAUCCGGCAGCUUAUGAAUACUGACAUUGUCAGCGAGGUUAUUGUUGGUGAAGAGCUGUUACCUGGCCGCAAUGUGAAGAGUGAUUCUGACAUCUUGUACUCCAUUCGAGAAAAUGGGAUUCAAGUGUUUCACGCCGCUGCAACUUGCAAAAUGGGCAAUUCUGACGAUCCUCUAGCGGUAGUCGACUCAAGGGCUCGUGUCUUUGGAACGCAGGGCCUACGAGUCGUAGACAUUUCGGCUUUUCCUCUUCUUCCUCCUGGUCAUCCCCAGGCUACUGUUUAUGCCCUUGCCGAGAAAAUCGCAGACGACAUUCUGUGCGCAGAUGUCUGA
Talaromyces amestolkiae is the source of this 1872-nucleotide messenger RNA. RefSeq lists its product as uncharacterized. Gene Ontology annotation, biological process: secondary metabolite biosynthetic process. Lineage: Eukaryota; Fungi; Ascomycota; Eurotiomycetes; Eurotiales; Trichocomaceae. The record is from RefSeq and is a predicted model, not a curated record. The transcript is spliced from 6 exons. The coding region runs from base 1 to 1872 and encodes 623 amino acids. Gene Ontology annotation, molecular function: oxidoreductase activity, acting on CH-OH group of donors; flavin adenine dinucleotide binding.